Musa acuminata AAA Group (dessert banana) is the source of this 601-nucleotide messenger RNA. RefSeq names its product protein RADIALIS-like 1. The transcript has 2 exons. The coding region runs from base 29 to 268 and encodes 79 amino acids. Gene Ontology annotation, molecular function: DNA-binding transcription factor activity. Lineage: Eukaryota; Viridiplantae; Streptophyta; Magnoliopsida; Zingiberales; Musaceae. The record is from RefSeq and is a predicted model, not a curated record.
GUAGUCUAUAGAGCACAUAUCCCAAGAAAUGACAACCAUUUCAGUGAGCUCAUCCUGGACUGCGAAGCAGAACAAGAUGUUUGAGAAUGCCCUUGCAGUGUAUGAUAAGGACACACCAGAACGCUGGCACAAUGUUGCUCGUGCCGUGGGAGGAAAGACCGUUGAGGAAGUGAAGCGCCACUAUGAGCUGCUCGUUGCGGACAUCAGGCGCAUUGAGAAGGGCCACAUGCCUUAUGCCAGCUACCUGUCAUCUGGCCGCAGGGGUUGAAGUAUCUGCAGCUUGAAGUCAAUAAGGCAUGCAAGAAUGAACUCUCCUUUUGCAGAUCCACCGAGAAGAAACCAAUACUCUAAAGGCUCUAAGAUAAUCAGGCUAUCACUGAUCUUUAGCAUCCUCAAUUCUCUAUAUCUUCUUAGUCAUCAUGCCUUUCUCCUUUCAUUGGAUCAUCAGCUGUAAGUAAAUGUUUAAAUAGAAGACUUGUUUGCAACUAGCUGCCUAGUCUUGUACCCGGUGUACUCAUUCCCUAACAUGCCUCCAGAGUUAUGUUGUCUUCUUUUGAGAAAAGGAGCAAAAACUGUUAUAUGCAUCCACCUAUCAGGACUC